Clonostachys byssicola is the source of this 1449-nucleotide messenger RNA. Lineage: Eukaryota; Fungi; Ascomycota; Sordariomycetes; Hypocreales; Bionectriaceae. The record is from the annotation of a GenBank genome assembly.
AUGAGCUUACCUAUCGAACCAGGAGUCCCUCUAUGGAUUGACAACAAGCCUGUGCAUACAGACAUUCAGUUUCCAGUCACGAAUCAUGCUACUGGUAAAUCUAUCCUAGCGUCUGGCAUUUCACUGCAACUUGUCGAUAGUGUGGUCGAAAGUUCUCAUCGAGCUUUCGCAGGCUGGCGGAGCACUACGAUAUGGCAGCGGCAAGACCUUUUUCUCAAGGCAGCCAAUCUUCUCGAGGAGCGGAGGGAAGUGGCUGAAAACAUAUUACGGGUCGAAAUGCCCAUCGACGAUUUUGUCAUACAGCAGAUCAACAUUCAAAGUUCCAUCGAACUCCUACGGGAAUUAGCCUUCCACGUGAAGGAUACCGAGAGCGGAACUCUUCUUCCCAGUAGGCAAGGAACGGAUUCCUUCGCCAUGAUCAUCAAAGAGCCCGUGGGAGUCCAGCUCGGCAUCGCGCCGUGGAAUGUGUCCCUCUACCUUGGCAUCAGAGCUGUGGCAACUCCGAUCGCGUGUGGAAAUACGGCCAUACUGAAGGCUUCCGAGAUGACUCCGCUGGUGCAUAACUUCAUCGGGAUCCUAUUCAGAGAUGCAGGCUUUCCUCCAGGUGUCCUUAAUAUUGUGCAGCAUCGGAGAGAAGAUGCAUCAGAAGUGCUCAACGCUCUCAUCAGCGACACUCGCGUCAGAAAGGUUAAUUUCACUGGCAGCGCCCCUGUGGGCAAGAUCAUUGCUGCUAAAGCGGCUGAGCAUUGCAAACCUGUGCUAUUGGAAUUGGGGGGGAAGUCGCCACAGAUUGUGCUUGAAGACGCGGAUUUGGACAAGGCGGCUGAGGCUGCGGCCAUGGGAGCGUUCGCUCAUCAUGGGCAGAUCUGCAUGUCCACUGAAAGGAUAAUUGUCCAUGCCUCGGUCCUUGGACAAUUCUCGGAGAAGCUGGCCGAUAUUGGAAAAAAGAUGAAAGUUCAACCUGGAGCUUCCGAGCAGCACGUCGCCAAGGUAACAAGGCUUGUUUCAGACUCACUCGACGCAGGUGCUAAGCUCCUCUUUGGAGAGAGGAUCGAAACUCAAAAGUCGCAUAUGACUCCCCUCGUGCUCACCAAGGUUACCCGAGAUAUGCCAAUCUGGCGCCAAGAGACCUUUGCGCCUGUGGUGAUUUUGGUGCCGUUUACGACAUUGGAUGAAGCUGUGGAGUUGGCGAACGAUUCAGACUACGGACUCUCGUCAAGCAUCUUCACCGCUAGCAUAGGUAGAGGGAUCGAGCUAGCUCGGCGUCUUGAUACAGGGGCAGUUCAUAUAAACUCGAUGACUGUUCACGAUGAGGCACAUUUACCACAUGGAGGAUCUAAGGAUAGCGGUUGGGGACGGUUCGGAGUCCCGUGGGGCUUCGCAGAGUUUACACAGUUGAAGACUAUUACAGUCAAAGAUGAACAUUUAGCAGGAGUUGGUAGCGGUUAG